AUGGGCUCGGCAAUGGACCUCAAACGGAUCGAGUUGAACCCGGCGAGGCCCGCUGUACCAGCACCUGGGCGAGGCCAGCGCCUGGUGGACAUGUACAACACGCCUUUCUUCCACCUUGGGGCCGUCGGUCGAUGGCUGGGCGUACGGAUAGAUGUGCUCGGUUCGGGAGUGUCCCUCGCCUGCAGCACCUUCGUCGUGUGCCGGACAGGCGCGGGCAGGAUGGACGCAGGCGCCGCUGGGCUGGCCAUGAGCUACGCAGCCACUUUCACAGGCAACUUGCUAUGGCUCAUCCGGUUGCACACGGCCAACGAGCAGGACAUGAACUUGAUGGAGCGGGUGGGCGAGUAUCUGGAUGUGCCGCAGGAGGGCCCUACAGCAGUGCCGGCGAAAGGGUGGGCCGGCGGCCAGGGUGGUAGUGCAAUCGAAUUCGUCGACUACAGCGCGCACUACGGCAAGGAGCGUGAGACCGUACUGCGGAAUCUGCGGCUGAGCAUCGGAGCGCGAGAGAAAAUCGGCGUGGUUGGGCGCACAGGGCCAGGCAAGACGUCGCUCGCGCUCGCACUCGUGCGGGCGCUACCGUAA
Lasiodiplodia theobromae is the source of this 582-nucleotide messenger RNA. Its product is annotated as ATP-dependent bile acid permease. Gene Ontology annotation, cellular component: fungal-type vacuole; fungal-type vacuole membrane. The coding region runs from base 1 to 582 and encodes 193 amino acids. Lineage: Eukaryota; Fungi; Ascomycota; Dothideomycetes; Botryosphaeriales; Botryosphaeriaceae. The record is from RefSeq and is a predicted model, not a curated record. Gene Ontology annotation, biological process: transmembrane transport. The transcript has 2 exons. Gene Ontology annotation, molecular function: ABC-type peptide transporter activity; ATP binding.